AUGGUGAAGUUCAAGGGAAGUGGUAAAAAGGUUUCACUGAUCCAAUCCCUUGAUAAUAAGGUUUCAGACUUGAUAUACCGAAUGUUAGAUGAGAAAUCAUUAGCGAAACAGCGGAAUAGAGAACAAAAUACUGCCACUUGCAGUGAUAAAAGUGAAGAUGCAUUUUCUGAUAUCUCUUUGGCUUGUGACUUGCAGUUUAAUGAAGUUAUGGGUUAUGUUCAGAGUAAAGAUUUAUCUCUACAAAGAGUGAAGAAAGUGAUAUUAGAGAGAACUGUAGAUCGAGUUUUGAAGCAAGUUAUUGAGGAUGAAAAGAAUGAGUUAGGCGAUAUUGCUCACCCGGAAGAGCUAGAAUCUCCUUCCGUAGAAGUUGGAGCAAACGAGAUGAUUGCGGUGGAUACAAAUGAUAUGAACAGGAGUAUUACGAAGAAUUGGCAAGUUUCUAGUGCACCACCAACUCCAAAUACGAUUGACACAGAUGGUUCCAUCGAGAAAGAAUCCAAAAAGAACUCUGCCAAAAAGAGACCAACGAAGGAAGCUAGUGGUAAGACCAAGAGGCAAAAAAUGUACGAAGAUAGGUCUCCUCCAACAGCAGACCUCUCAUCAUUAGGUGGUAUGGAAGACGUAGUUGCCCAGCUAAUGGAAGUAGUAGGGCUUCCUAUACUUCAUCCGGAAAUAUUUGCAUCGACCGGUGUUGAACCGCCACGUGGCAUAUUAUUACAUGGUCCGCCUGGGUGUGGUAAGACCUCCAUUGCAAACGCACUUGCUGGUGAGCUACAGGUCCCGUUCAUAUCGAUUUCUGCACCAUCUGUAGUAAGUGGAAUGUCAGGCGAGAGUGAAAAGAAGAUACGUGAACUAUUUGAAGAAGCAAAAUCAUUAGCUCCAUGCCUUGUCUUCUUUGAUGAAAUUGAUGCCAUCACUCCUAAAAGAGACGGAGGCGCACAGAGGGAAAUGGAAAGGAGAAUCGUUGCUCAAUUGCUGACCUCUAUGGAUGAGCUAUCAUUUGAAAAGACUGGUGGUAAACCUAUUAUUGUCAUCGGUGCAACCAAUAGACCAGACGCUCUAGACGCUGCUUUACGUCGUGCUGGAAGAUUUGAUAGGGAAAUAUGCCUAAAUGUUCCAAAUGAGACAUCUAGAAUCCAUAUAUUGAAGAAGUUGACAUCAAGAUUAAAAAUUGACGGAAAUAUUGAUUUCGUAAAGUUAGCAAAGCUUACUCCCGGUUUUGUCGGUGCUGACUUGAAGGCGUUGGCAACUGCCGCUGGAACUUGUGCUAUCAAAAGAAUAUUCCAAGAUUAUGCUACUGUUCCAGAUGAUAGUGAAAUGGAUCUUGACACCGAACCAAUUCAAAAUCAAUUAAAGAACACGGCUGAUAUAAUCGAGCCUCUUCCCUUGUCUACAGUUCAAAAAUUCCUACGAACAUUUCCAGAACCUCUAACCGAUCAGCAAUUACAAUCUCUAUCUAUUAAAUACGAGGAUUUCUUGAAGGCACUACCUACAAUUCAGCCUACAGCUAAAAGGGAAGGGUUUGCUACUGUUCCUGAUGUAACUUGGUCUAAUGUGGGUGCAUUAUCUAAAAUCCGUAUCGAAUUGAAUAUGGCCAUUGUUCAGCCAAUUAAAAGACCUGAAUUAUAUGAAAAGGUGGGUAUCUCAGCACCAGCAGGGGUUUUAUUAUGGGGUCCACCAGGUUGUGGUAAGACAUUGUUGGCUAAGGCGGUUGCUAACGAAUCUAGAGCUAAUUUUAUUUCAAUUAAGGGCCCUGAAUUAUUGAACAAAUAUGUUGGUGAGUCUGAACGUGCAAUCAGGCAGGUAUUUACUAGAGCACGUGCAUCUGUCCCUUGCAUUAUUUUCUUUGAUGAAUUAGACGCAUUGGUUCCUAGGAGAGAUACAUCAUUAUCAGAAUCAUCGUCAAGAGUCGUGAACACUCUUUUAACGGAACUAGAUGGUUUAAAUGAUAGAAGGGGUAUUUUUGUUAUAGGUGCUACGAACCGACCUGACAUGAUUGAUCCUGCAAUGUUGCGACCAGGUAGGUUGGACAAAACGUUAUUGAUAGAAUUGCCUGACGAGACCGAGAAGUUAGACAUCAUAAGAACACUGCUAAGGUCCAAUGGAACGCCAUUAAGCCCAGACGUUGAUUUAGCUGCCAUUAUAUCAGAUUCUCGUUGCAGGAAUUUUUCUGGUGCAGAUUUAGCUGCAUUAGUGCGAGAGAGUUCAGUUUCUGCUUUGAAAAGGAAGUUCUUCAGUUCGGACGAAAUCCAUUCCGUCCUUGAUAAUAAUUUAGAGAAGGAGUUUGAUGAUUUAACUGUUGGAGUUCCAUCUGGCGACGUUUUGGUAACAAUGCAAGAUUUUGAAUUAGCUCUAAGGAAAAUCAAGCCCUCUGUCAGCGAUAGAGAUAGAUCGAAGUAUAACCGUUUAGGAAAGAAAAUGGGAUGGAAUGACGAUGUAGAAUUUCAAGGAGAUGGUGACAAAGCAGAAAAGAAUGAGCCAUUGGACAAUUAA
Molecule: messenger RNA, 2493 nt
Organism: Eremothecium sinecaudum
Lineage: Eukaryota; Fungi; Ascomycota; Saccharomycetes; Saccharomycetales; Saccharomycetaceae
Gene: RIX7
Product: putative AAA family ATPase RIX7
Exons: 1
Coding region: 1-2493 (830 amino acids)
Biological process (GO): ribosome biogenesis
Cellular component (GO): nucleus
Molecular function (GO): RNA binding; ATP hydrolysis activity; ATP binding
Source: RefSeq, a predicted model, not a curated record